This is a messenger RNA of Gopherus flavomarginatus (Mexican gopher tortoise), 2954 nucleotides long. It is a transcript of the gene MAP2K5, whose product is annotated as mitogen-activated protein kinase kinase 5. The record is from RefSeq and is a predicted model, not a curated record. Lineage: Eukaryota; Metazoa; Chordata; Testudines; Testudinidae. Gene Ontology annotation, molecular function: protein binding; MAP kinase kinase activity; ATP binding. The transcript has 22 exons. Bases 111 to 1460 code for a protein of 449 amino acids. Gene Ontology annotation, biological process: protein phosphorylation; MAPK cascade.
CACCGCUCGGGGACGGGAGGUGGCAGCUCCGGCCAGCGGCGCAUCGACCCCGGCGAGUGUCGCCCCCGGGCCGGGCUGCGGGCCCCCAGCAUGUGAGGCGCCGCGGGGGGAUGCUCGUACCCGGCGGCGGCCCGCCCCGCGCCAUGGAGAGCCCGCCGCUCGUCAUCCGCAUCACCAUCCCGGACGGCGGCGCCGUGGACUGGACAGUCCACCCCGCGCCGCAGCUGCUCUUCAGGGACGUGCUGGAUGUCAUUGGACAAGUUUUGCCUGAUGCAACGACAACAGCAUUUGAAUAUGAAGAUGAGGACGGUGAUCGGAUUACUGUUAGAAGUGAUGAAGAAAUGAAAGCCAUGCUAUCCUAUUAUUAUACCACUGUAAUGGAACAGCAAGUAAAUGGACAGUUAAUAGAACCUUUGCAGAUAUAUCCAAGAGCCUGCAAGCCUCCUGGGAAACGCAACAUACAUGGCCUGAAGGUAAAUACACGAGCAGGGUCUGCUAAUAAUAGCAGCUCGGCAGUCUCGGAUUCCCUUCCAAGCAAUAGCUUAAAGAAGUCUUCUGCAGAACUGAAGAAAAUAUUAGCUAAUGGCCAGAUGAAUGAACAAGACAUACAGUAUCGAGACGUCCUCGGUCAUGGCAAUGGAGGCACGGUCUACAAAGCAUAUCAUGUCCCUAGUGGAAAAAUACUGGCAGUAAAGCUCAUACCUUUAGAUAUUACACUGGAACUCCAAAAGCAGAUAAUGUCGGAAUUAGAAAUCCUUUAUAAGUGUGACUCAUCUUAUAUCAUAGGAUUUUAUGGCGCUUUUUUUGUCGAAAACAGAAUUUCACUGUGUACAGAAUUCAUGGAUGGCGGUUCUUUGGAUGUUUAUAGAAAAAUUCCAGAGCAUGUACUAGGAAGAAUAGCAGUAGCUGUUGUUAAAGGCCUUACCUAUUUAUGGAGUUUAAAGAUUUUACACAGAGAUGUGAAACCCUCUAAUAUGUUGGUGAACACACGAGGACAGGUGAAGCUGUGCGACUUUGGGGUUAGCACACAGCUGGUGAAUUCUAUAGCCAAGACGUAUGUUGGAACAAAUGCUUAUAUGGCGCCUGAACGAAUUUCAGGGGAGCAAUACGGGAUUCAUUCUGAUGUAUGGAGUUUAGGGAUUUCCUUCAUGGAGCUUGCUCUUGGGAGGUUUCCAUAUCCUCAGAUUCAGAAAAACCAGGGAUCUUUAAUGCAGCCUCUCCAGUUAUUGCAGUGCAUUGUUGAUGAGGAAUCGCCAGUCCUUCCGGUUGGGGAGUUCUCUGAGCCAUUUGUACACUUCAUCACUCAAUGCAUGAGAAAGCAACCAAAGGAAAGGCCAGCACCUGAAGACUUAAUGGGCCACCCAUUCAUCAUGCAGUACAAUGACGGGAAUGCUGAAGUUGUCUCCAUGUGGGUGUGCAGGAUGCUGGAGGAGAGACGGUCUCACCAGGGCCCUCCGUGAGCAGCAAGGAAGCACAACGGGUGAGGUGAAAGAGAACCCGGGACUAGCAAAAGGAAAACCAGCCCCACGUCGCACUGUCGAGAGAUGGCAUAUUUCACUGAAAAAAUAUUUUUAGAGCAUCAACAAAACCUUUCAGGAUAUUUGCUGCUGCUUUUUCUGACUUUAGGGCAUUUUCUCCACACAUUUCCUUUGUUGCUGACUGAUUUAAUGUCCUCAAAUUGUCUUCAAUCAAACUGUACACAGCCUUAAAGCAUCUAUAGUGUGUGUGUGUGUGUGUGUGUGUGUGUGUGUGUGUGUGUGUGUGUGUGUGUGUGUGUGUGUGUGUGUAUAUAUAUAUAUUGUUAUUGAGCGUACUGUAUAUUUCUUGGCGCCAGACUAUUUUUUAACCUUUAGUCUUUUGCUAUUGUAAAAAUGACAUGUUGACUGUACAACGAAGUUUCUACACAAGUGUAGACUGUCUUUGGCCGCACACAUCAAGGACGUGUCGGGGUUUUUUAAUUGGAUUUGUUUAAUAAAACACAACGCUGGCAUUCACCAUCCUUCUGAGAGGUGAAGGUGUCUUGUUGGAAAAAUAAAAAUGCAGCAAGUGUAUCAACAGUCCUGCUGUGCAAACGUCAUGGAUUUUAUUUGUGGCUGUUGCAGGGUAAAACUCCAACACAGAGCAAAUCCUGCCUUUGAAGGCACUAGGAACCCAUACUGGUAUCCCUGGGCAAAUGGAAGUGUUAGGGUUUUUUUAAUACCCUUAACAUGCUAGAUCUAUAUGGUAUCGUUUCCAGUAAUCUGUCCUGUAUCUUAAAUGUCUCAAGUCAUAGGGCUUCAGUCACCUCCCCUGGGAAAUUCUAUCCCAACCUAAAGUUUAUUCUUAGGUAUAGUUCCUGUUGCACACUAUAAUCCAAACACUGUCUUCUCCACACCCCUGGUCCUCCUUCCCAAUUUCCCAAUACCUCAGCCUGCUCUACCCCAUCCCUCACCAGAACAGUGUCCCCAAACCCAGCAACUACAGUCUCUCUCCAGAAGUAGAGUGGGAGUUUGCAAUGGCUGGAAGAAAGAUGAGAGUUCUGGUCUGGGAAGGUAGGGCCGAGCCUGCUGGAGCAUGUUUUGAUUGGGAUGGCGGGAUAAGUAGUUUUGGAGGAGUGGGCAUUUGAGGGAGGUGAAGUCUCCUAGCAGAAUUGUCUCCCAGUAAUGGAUACCUUGUCACUUAGGAAAUUUGACAGGAGGCUGAUCAAACCACUGGGAAAUGUCCUGAACAAUCCUGCAUGGGGCCCCAGUGGGCUGGAGAAAAACCAAGGGGUUCUAAGAGCCUUCGAUUGCCACCUUACCGAACAUACGAACAUGAAGUGUUUUGUUUGUAUUAGACUGGUCAUAGAUAUAUUGGCCUUAUUCUAGCAGGUUACAAGUCGAGAAACCAAACAAAAAUUGCCUUUAGUCCAUUUUAAUGUAUUUUAAGGUUCCUGGAAGAUCUUUUGAAUAAAUAAUAUAAGCAAAUAGACUCUU